AUCUCCGCCCCGGCUGCUGGAGGAAACUGAACUGCGGACAUCGACCAGUCAGUCGCACAUCGACCGUGAAUUGAUUUGGUUCCGCAAGAUAGGUGGUUCCGUCGUUGUCUUGGCCACUAUUUUCCGCACCAUUUGCGCACUUUCGGAAAGUGUUCGAAGAUCGGGGAAAUUAUGCUCAAGUGCGGGUGAUAACUAUAACUAUUAUUGAGUGUUGUGUUGUUGGUUGAAGUGGUGUCUGUUGCUGUGCAGCUGGAGUGGGACGAGUCCCGUGGUGCAAAUCCCGGCCAGUGAAAAAGUCUUUCACAUCGGUUGUGUUGACAUUGUCUAGACAUUUAUCAAGCGGAAGUGAAGAUUAAACUUCCGGCGGCACAAUGCAGCCCCUGCAGUAUUGCCCGACCAAUGUGUCAAUGGCCGUAGUUUGGUUCAACCAUGGAAUCUCGCAAUGCUUCCUGGAUACGGUGUCGAUGGCCACCAUCGGUGGCUUUCUGCUGCUCUUCGGUACCAUCCAACUGAUCAUGUAUCGACGCCAUGGGACGGAAAUAAGUCCGACGCAAAUCCUACCAUCCAAAAUGUACGCCUUUCAGCUGUUCCUGUUGGUGCUGCUCCCGAUAUUGGCCGUCAUUCGAUUCAUCCUGGAGGGGUUUGUCUUCGAUGGAGCUCAAGUGUACGGGUUUAUGAUCGUGUCGAUAUGCGUCACGCUCUUCAUGUACCCUUAUUCAAUUCUCCUGCUCGUCAAGGAACGCUAUUACCUGUUGCCAUCCAUUCCGACCCGAGGACACGGUUUGGUUCUUUUGAUCUUUUGGACCCUCUUGUUCAUUGCGCAGAAUGUCUCCUUUGUCAAUCUUAACUACGAGAAAGCUUGGUUCCACCUGAACACCGACAAAGACAAAGUCGAAUUUUUGCUGUUCGUUCUACGCUACACGGCUACCCUUUUCGUGUUCGUAAUUGGCCUUAAAGCUCCCGCGAUCACCUCGGCGCAAUCCAUCGAAGAUUACCAGAAUCUCACGCAGGAUAAUGAAAACCGAUCAACGUUCCGGAACGGAUUGCACAAAAUGCGCACCCUUAUGCCCUUCCUGUGGCCCAAAAAGGAUGUCCUCUUGCAGUUCCGAGUGAUCCUGUGCUUUGCGCUGCUCCUAGGCGGACGCGUUAUCAACCUGUACGUACCGAUUUACAACAAGAAAAUCGUGGACAGCCUGUCCGUUCAGCCGCUGGUGUUCCGCUGGGACUGGGUGCUGGUCUACGUGGCGUUCAAGUUCCUCCAGGGCGGCGGUACCGGAUCCAUGGGUGUGUUGAACAACCUGCGUAGCUUCCUCUGGAUCCGCAUCCAGCAGUACACGACCCGUGAGAUCGAGGUGGAACUGUUCCGGCAUCUGCACAGCUUGUCACUGCGCUGGCAUCUGAACAGGAAAACGGGCGAGGUGCUACGGGUGAUGGAUCGCGGAACGGACAGCAUCAACAAUCUGCUGAACUAUAUUUUGUUUUCGAUUGCACCGACUAUCGUGGACAUUCUGGUGGCGGUCGUGUUCUUCGUGAUGGCGUUCAACGCGUGGUUCGGGCUGAUCGUGUUCGUGACGAUGACGCUGUAUAUUGUGGCCACCAUCGCGGUUACCGAAUGGCGCACAAAGUUCCAACGUCGCAUGAACCUGGCCGACAACCACCAAAAAGCUCGCAGUGUUGAUUCGUUGCUGAAUUUCGAAACCGUCAAAUACUAUGGUGCCGAACAGUAUGAGGUGGAAUGCUACCGGGAGGCCAUCCUGAAGUAUCAGGAUGAAGAAUGGAAGUCCAGCAUUACGUUGAAUAUCCUGAACACCAUGCAGAACGUCAUUGUCUGUGGAGGUCUACUCGCCGGAUCACUACUCUGUGCCUAUCUGGUUGUGUAUGAGAAAGGACUAACCGUCGGUGAUUACGUUCUAUUCGCCAGUUAUAUCAUUCAACUGUACGUUCCAUUGAACUGGUUCGGAACAUUCUAUCGUGCCAUCCAGAAGAACUUCGUCGACAUGGAGAACAUGUUCGAUCUGAUGCGCGAGGAGCAAGAGGUGAUCGACGCUCCGGGAGCCGGCGAACUAGCAGUAAUCCGUGGUGGCGGAAUCGACUUUUCAAAUGUCACCUUCGGUUACUCGCCGGAGCGAUUUGUACUGCGAAAUGUGAACUUUACCGUACCGGCGGGCAAGACCGUAGCCAUCGUAGGACCAUCGGGUGCAGGUAAGAGUACAAUUAUGCGUCUCUUGUUCCGUUUUUACGAUGUCGAAAGCGGAAGCAUCCUGAUUGAUGGGCAAAACAUUAAAACGGUUAAGCAGGCAUCGCUGCGGAAAGCGAUCGGUGUGGUUCCCCAAGACACGGUUCUGUUCAACAACACGAUUAAGUACAAUAUCCAGUACGGUCGAGUUGACGCUCCUGAAGUAGAUGUGAUCUUGGCCGCUAAGAGCGCGGACAUCCACGAUAAAAUUCUCACUUUCCCCGACAAGUAUGAUACCGCGGUUGGUGAACGUGGUUUGAGAUUGAGCGGGGGUGAAAAACAGAGGGUUGCUAUUGCUCGCACCAUACUCAAAUCACCGUUCAUUGUGCUAUUGGACGAAGCGACCAGUGCGUUGGAUACCCAAACAGAACGAAACAUCCAAUCGGCACUAUCUAAGGUGUGUGCCAAUCGAACUACUCUGAUCAUAGCGCAUCGUUUAUCGACGAUUAUCCACUCGGAUGAAAUCCUAGUUUUGAAAGAUGGAGUUAUUGUUGAACGGGGCCGCCACGAAGUGCUGCUAGAGAAAGAGGGCGUUUACGCUGAAAUGUGGAAUCAACAGUUGAAGAACUUGGAAGCGGGAACGUCGGGUGAUGAAGAACCUGCUCAACAGAAGCAGGGUUUAAGUAACGGUAAACCAGUAACAAAUGCGGCAGUUCCUUCCCAUCAACAUCAUCACCACCACCAUUAGACUUGCUAGACAAGACUGUAGCUUUAGGGAUGUAAAAUGAUGGGUAUGGGGAGUUGGAAGAUUCAUUUCCAACAAUAUGAAUCGAGAAAGCAAGAGGAUAGGAUAGGAUUGCUGGUUGCUCAAUUGCCUAAUUUUUUAAAAGUAGUAACAGCAGUGCCUAGCCUAAGUGAUGUGAUGUACAAAGAUUUAAGAAUGAUGAUCAAAACUACCCUUACAUGUAGAGGAUACACAUUAACCAUUUGUUAACUUAUUGUGUAAUAUUUUCCUAUUGUAUCCUUCGAAUAUAUUAAGAAAAUGGACGACUUGAAUAUGGAA
This is a messenger RNA of Armigeres subalbatus, 3239 nucleotides long. It is a transcript of the gene Hmt-1, whose product is annotated as ATP-binding cassette sub-family B member 6. Lineage: Eukaryota; Metazoa; Arthropoda; Insecta; Diptera; Culicidae. Gene Ontology annotation, biological process: transmembrane transport; heme transport. Bases 372 to 2924 code for a protein of 850 amino acids. The transcript has 5 exons. The record is from RefSeq and is a predicted model, not a curated record. Gene Ontology annotation, cellular component: vacuolar membrane. Gene Ontology annotation, molecular function: ATP hydrolysis activity; heme binding; ABC-type heme transporter activity.